CUAUUUAAAUAUGUUAGUGGUUUUCUUUAAUAAAACUGUGGGUCCAGACUUUUUGUCUUGUCCCACUUUAUCAGACCGUCAUUCCCUUUAAGGGAGUCGGUUGUUUAAAAUAAAUGGAUCAUUCAGACGGGAAAUGCAUCGUGGGAGGAGUUGCACAAACAAGAACUAGACAGCCUUUAGGUUUCGUUUCUUGGGUGGAGUCGCAGCACUUUGCAGAGCAAAAGUAGUUUUACGGCCGCUGGAGUUUGACAAAGCUGGAGGAGCAGCACUGAUCUGCAUCUUUAACCUUCUCGCUACAGCUUUCAGUGUCCGUUCGUCGUCAUGAAUGAAUUUGUUCGUGAUAAAUUAACUGAGUGGGGUCUCCAAGUCUGGAUAGAAAAAUUUGAAGACGAAGGUGUUGAUGAGGAAAGUUUUUACAAUCUGGAAGAUCAAGAAAUUGCCGAAUUGAUCCCAAAAGUGGGACCACGGACAAAAUUCAAGAAGAGACUGAAGUUGUUAAAGGUUCACAAGGAACAAAACACAGCAAAUCCAGAUACAGCUGAUGCGUCUGCUCAAGUCAUUCCAUCCACCAGUAGAACAAGUAAUGAAGGAAAGAGAAGGUCUGAUCUCCAGGGCGAGUCCAAUCAACAGCAACCACCGACUAAGAAACAAAGACCGGGAUCCUACUCAGAAGAAAUUAUACUGGCUGAUGUGAAAGAGAUAAUGGGACGUGUCCUAAAGACAAUACCUCGUGAAGAAAACAACCUGAACGCCUUUUUGAGGAGAAAAAUCCACGAUUUGGAGACGGACAAGAGGGAGGUGGUCGGCGUCUUUGGCAAUACCGGAGCUGGAAAGAGCUAUUUGAUUAAUGCCAUCAUUGGAUUGAAGAACUUCUUGCCCUCUGGAGGCAUCAGUGCAUGUACGUCAGUCCUGAUUAAAGUGGAGGCUAACAUGCAGAACUCAAAGUACGAAGCAAUCGUUGAGUUUAUUACAAAAGAGGAGUGGAGAGAUGAGUUGUGGUUCUCAAAAAAUUUUAGUCUGGAAAAUGCGGAAGAUGACACAGAAUAUAAGGACAUUGCUGAAAAGCUGUCAGCGCUGUAUGGAGAAGACUGGAAAGAAAAAUCUCCUGAUGACCUCAUGGAUGGCAAAUAUUUCAAAAAGAUCCCAGAAUUUCUCCAAUCCAACGAAGAACUGAGAAAGAAGAUUUUGACAGCCGAUGAAGCCAAAAAGCUAUUUAAAAGUUUAAUCAGAUACACAAGAACCAACACAGAUGACCCAGAAGAUGAAGGCACAAGGACGUGGUAUUGGCCGCUGGUGAAGUGUGUGACCAUCAAGGUGCCAGACGCUGAUCUUCUGAAGCAUGUCACACUGGUAGAUCUUCCUGGAAAUGGGGACACUAACAAGAGCAGAGACAAUAUGUGGAAAACGAUCAUUGGAAGUUGUUCCACUAUCUGGAUCGUGACUGACAUCAAUCGAGCUGGAUCAGCCAAAGAAGCCUGGGAAAUCCUGAAAGAUGCCUGCAGCUACAUGGGAAAUGGUGGCCAGUGUAAUGAGAUUCACUUCAUCUGCACCAAGUCUGAUGGUCAUUCAGAUGCAAAAGACACUUCAGCAGCUGGUAUUCGUGAUUUCAUCUUAAAAAGAAACCAACAAGCCAAGGCCAAAGUGAAACAAGAAUUUAACCAACUAAAGGAGGUUAAGAAACACGUCAGUGAGGAAAGUUUCAAAGUCUUCACAGUGAGCUCUGUAGAGUUUCUAAAUCACAAAUAUCUAAAUCAAGAAGAAACUGAAAUACCCAAACUUCAGAAGUUCCUGCAGGAGUUCAAUGACUGUCACAAAGAGACGUUGAACUACGUGUCCGGAGCCCACGGGAUCCUGUCUCUGAUUCAAGGGGCCAGCCGUGGAGGAGGAGCUGAGAAAAAGAAAGCUGUGUGCACAAUCCUUGAAACAAAGAUGAAAGAUGAACUUCAAAAAGUCAGGAAUCAAAUGGUAGAAACAUACGAGGAUUUUAAAAGGUGCCUCAAUGAAGGAGUUGAAAAAUCUGAACAUUCCUGUGAAACGGUCUUAGAGUCGGUGAUAAAUCCUAGAAGGCCAGGAGGUGGUUUCCACAAGACACUGAAGUAUUUAGUCGAGCACAACGGCAUCUACAAGGCUGAAAAGAAUCGAGCAACAAGGAAACAAAUAAACCUCAACAUGAAGUUAUCUUCAUACCUGACUGAGAGCAUCGAUGAGAAAUUCAAGGAGACCUUCCCAAAUGAAGUAAAUUGUGGACCAUCCAACGGAAAAAUCAAUUCGUUUUCACUUGGCACAAAGAGGAUGAAAAUGAAGCCAGAGUACGAAGAUGUCAAACUUCAACUGGAAUUCCUCAAUGCAGAGGAAGAUAAGAUGAAGAAGAAACUCAUCAAAGUCAUCCGUGAACGUAAGAAAAGGAUCUACAGCAGUCUGAUGACAACAGUUGAGGAAUCAAUGCAGAAAUGCUAUGAUGAUGCAAAAGUAAUAAGAGGAGCCAACUCACUGAUUAACAUGAGGGAAACAAUGAGGAAGCAUGUUCAUGAUUCAAAACACAACAUGUUCAAGAAUGCUAAAAAGGUCAUGUUGGACCAGCUGAGAGACUUGAUGAAUGACAUCCUGAAGGACCUGAAAGUGACGAUGCAGGAAUCAAUCGACCUGUCGCUCAAGACAGACGGUGACUCAAUCCCAGAUUUUACAGUGGAGCUUGGUAAGGUGAAGAACCACUAUGAAGAACUGAAGGGAAGCGCAGAAGAAGACCAGUAGUUUGUGCCAGUCCACCAAGCUGCUGAACAGCUGAUGAACAGCUGAUGAGCCCUAACCCUUGGAGAUGUGAGGCCUCUGGAUUUGGUCUCAACCAUUUUUGUCAACUCAUCUUAUUACAAUUGUCGUGGAUGUGUACAGAAAACUGGACACACUCCAACACUCAGCAAUCCGAUUUGCCACAAGUGCAUCCUUCGGCACCCACCACUGUGAUCUUUACAGAUUGGUGGAUUGGCCCUCCCUUCUGGGAUUGACCCCUCGCUACCGCUCAAAUCCUCUGCACAAUUUCCGACAGCGAUCGCCAUUUAAGAUCCAGUGACUUAAUUCGGCUCAGCAUUCCAAAAGUCCGCGCUGUGUUUGGUCAUAACUCUUUUUAUUUUGCCAGUGCGCAUGAUUGGAACUCAGUACAAAACACGCUCAAAGUAACAGCCCUCACCUCUUUCAACAUACACAAACAUAAGCUGCAACAAACCAUAGUUGCUGAUCAGCCCUCAGUUCUCCCCCUCUCUUCCAUUUUUACAAAUAACUUCCAGUAAUCUGCUUUUAUUUUUGUGUUUAUUAAUUGAACCAUGUUGUUUAUCAUACUGUGAUGUAUCUGAUGUUUGUGUGUGAACUGUGCUACUGCCUCUUGAGGCAGUACUUUUUGUUAGCAACCCCUGAUCAGGAAUCAGGAAACAUGUAUGACCAUAAUAUGUCAGACAUACAAGGAAUUUGAUUUGGCGGUUGCAACAUGGUUACCAGCGCCAUUCUAAAUACUAAGUAAAUAGCUGCCUUUUAGCAGAAAACAGUUGUAGCCACAAUACGUUGUGUAUCGCAUUUGAACAGCCGAGAGUUUGUGCAUCGGAAACAUCACGUUUGUUUGCCGAGCACCAGAAGUUUGUUGAUGAUUAGCAAGAUCAACAUUAUUUCGUGCUUCUGAAAACAACCUCGCACCAUCUCUGUCAUUGGGUUUAUUUCAUGUUACCUCCCCCCCUGCAGCUGGUGCCCGCGUGUUCACCCCCAUAAAAUAUCUAGUUGGACGAUAAAUAGCUAAACAAAUCUUCUAUCAACAUGAGUUCCUUGGGAAAGGGAACGGUCAUGCUCCAGUUCAGAAGGUCACACACUCUCUACCCACUAACACUGAACCAUUAUUUGGUUAUGGCUCUUAAUUUAUAGCAUGUUGUAAAUCUUAAUGAAUACUGUUGAAUAUUCACAACCACUAUUCAAUAUUCAACGUGUGUGUGGUCUGUCAGGGCACGCCUUUCCCCGCACUCCAGCCAAUCGGACGGGCCAGUGUUUGGGGGAGGCGUGUCUUCCUUGUUUUCAGGGGGUUGGUCCUGGUUAGUUCCGUUGUUGCUGUGGUUACGAGUGUUUUGAGCUGCAUGCAAUGUAUCGCCAGUGUUGCGGGUGAGGUUCACAAAUAAAAGUAUUACGACUUGCAUCAAC
Pungitius pungitius (ninespine stickleback) is the source of this 4173-nucleotide messenger RNA. Its product is annotated as nuclear GTPase SLIP-GC-like. The transcript is spliced from 22 exons. Gene Ontology annotation, molecular function: GTPase activity. Lineage: Eukaryota; Metazoa; Chordata; Actinopteri; Perciformes; Gasterosteidae. The coding region runs from base 322 to 2751 and encodes 809 amino acids. The record is from RefSeq and is a predicted model, not a curated record.